AUGGCAUCUCACACCGACUCUGUUGUUGCGGUCACUCGACCAGGUCCGAGAAGAAAUACAAAUGCGCACUGCUGGUGCAAGCUUCCUCAAGAUCUCCUGCGAUUGAUUUUUGAACGCCUUGGAUUUGCGGAUUUUCAACGAGCCAAAACAAUUUGUUCAUCUUGGCUAUUGGCUUCGAAAAUAUCUCAGCCAAACAAUGAGAUCCCCUGGAUGAUUCUAAUCCCCAAGGACAACAAUUACGGUCUCUUGUUAAAUCCUGAAGAAAAAGACAAGGUUUACAAGACUCAAUAUCUCGGCAACGACUUUGGAAACAGUUUUUGUGUGGCGACUUAUAGAAGCUGGCUUUUGAUGCUAGACCCUCAAUGUACUGAAAUGAACAUUGUAAUUUCCCAUCUUUAUAUUUUAGAUCUUUUAACGCGCGAGAGGAUCAAUCUACCGACUUUUGAAUCAGAUCUUGGGCUCAUCUCUCCGGUAUUGUGGAUAGAUGAGAAAACCAAAGAUUACCUAGUUAUAAGGAUGCAUGAUGAUAAAAAUGCGGUUUCUUUCAAGAAAGGAGAUAACUCGUGGAAACAAAUCCCCGAGCUGUUAUCGUCAGGUGUCUACGAUUGUUUUGACUUGCUAUACAAGGAUCACAAGCUGUAUUGUCUCAACCAUUAUAAACUCAAGAUUUUCGAUUUUUCUGGACAAGUUCCCUUGCAAGUUUUCAAGAUUAGCGUGCGUGGAUGCGUACACAUUGCAACAGGUCUUCAGAUGAGACUUCCUGAUAUCCCACACGAUCUCCAAGUUGUUAAGAGGAAGACUAAUAUGGUAGUUACAUUACGAGGAGAUAUCUUGAUUGUUGAGAGUUUACGUCCGUUUAUGUCCAAGAUAUGGGAAUUUGAAAUCUACAAGAUGGAUUCAUCCAAGAAGACCAAGUCUAAAUGGGACAAGAUCGUUUCUCUCGGCGAUGAGUCAAUUUUUUUGGAUUUGGGUGUUACCGUGCUUGCUAAGGACGGUCUUGAAGGAAUCAUUAAAAACUCCAUCUACUUUAAUGGUAAUGGUUUUGAAGAUAAAUAUGACCAAAAUGAAAUCUUGAUCUAUAAUCUCGACACAAAAAAGGCUGAACAGCCUCAACAGUUUGUUUAUUCCUCCAUUCCACUCUCUAAUGCUCGUUGGUUCUUUCCAAGUUUCAAACGGGAAUGA
Molecule: messenger RNA, 1182 nt
Organism: Eutrema salsugineum
Lineage: Eukaryota; Viridiplantae; Streptophyta; Magnoliopsida; Brassicales; Brassicaceae
Product: putative F-box protein At5g66830
Molecular function (GO): protein binding
Source: RefSeq, a predicted model, not a curated record